UGAUCUCAACAUAAACAAGACAAAACGCUUUUGUCUCUUGUCUAUCUAAAUUAAAUCUACGAGGAAACGAAGAGAAGCAACAAAAUUCGAUAUUUUAGAAGUCUUGCAUAAAUAAGAAGAAGGUUUCAAAAAAUAUAAAAUUAAAAAGAUCAAAUGGAAAGUCUCGCACACAUUCCUCCCGGUUAUCGAUUCCAUCCGACCGAUGAAGAACUCGUUGACUAUUAUCUCAAGAACAAAGUUGCAUUCCCGGGAAUGCAAGUUGAUGUUAUCAAAGAUGUUGAUCUCUACAAAAUCGAGCCAUGGGACAUCCAAGAGUUAUGUGGAAGAGGGACAGGAGAAGAGAGGGAAUGGUAUUUCUUUAGCCACAAGGACAAGAAAUAUCCAACUGGGACACGAACCAAUAGAGCAACGGGCUCCGGAUUUUGGAAAGCAACGGGUCGAGACAAGGCCAUUUACUCAAAGCAAGAGCUUGUUGGGAUGAGGAAGACUCUUGUCUUUUACAAAGGUAGGGCCCCAAAUGGUCAGAAAUCUGAUUGGAUAAUGCACGAAUACCGUCUUGAGACCGAUGAAAAUGGACCGCCUCAUGAGGAAGGAUGGGUGGUUUGUCGCGCUUUCAAGAAGAAGCUAACCACGAUGAACUACAACAAUCCAAGAACAAUGAUGGGAUCAUCAUCAGGCCAAGAAUCUAACUGGUUCACGCAGCAAAUGGAUGUGGGGAAUGGUAAUUACUAUCAUCUUCCUGAUCUAGAGAGUCCGAGAAUGUUUCAAGGCUCAUCAUCAUCAUCACUAUCAUCAUUACAUCAGAAUGAUCAAGACCCUUAUGGUGUCGUACUCAGCACUAUUAACGCAACCCCAACUACAAUAAUGCAACGAGAUGAUGGUCAUGUGAUUACCAAUGAUGAUGAUCAUAUGAUCAUGAUGAACACAAGUACUGGUGAUCAUCAUCAAUCAGGAUUACUAGUCAAUGAUGAUCAUAAUGAUCAAGUAAUGGAUUGGCAAACGCUUGACAAGUUUGUUGCUUCUCAGCUAAUCAUGAGCCAAGAAGAGGAAGAAGUUAACAAAGAUCCAUCAGAUAAUUCUUCGAAUGAAACAUUUCAUCAUCUCUCUGAAGAGCAAGCUGCAACAAUGGUUUCGAUGAAUGCUUCUUCCUCUUCUUCUCCAUGUUCCUUCUACUCUUGGGCUCAAAAUACACACACGUAAGAUCAAUCCUCAAAACGUGUGUGUAAAUCCACACGGCUAUAUAUAAUUAAUUCAUGUGGCUCAUGCUUAUUGAUUACAAAUCAUAUACAUAUGUCUUAACGAUUACUGAUUAUAAUUUUAUACGAAAUUUGUUUAUUUAUUAUGAUGUAACUUUAUAGUUUUAUGAGAUAUAUAUAAAUACAAACUUUAUAAUCAA
Messenger RNA from Arabidopsis thaliana (thale cress), 1396 nucleotides. It is a transcript of the gene NAC101, whose product is annotated as NAC-domain protein 101. Bases 154 to 1200 code for a protein of 348 amino acids. Gene Ontology annotation, molecular function: DNA binding. The transcript is spliced from 3 exons. The record is from RefSeq and is marked reviewed. Gene Ontology annotation, biological process: regulation of DNA-templated transcription. Lineage: Eukaryota; Viridiplantae; Streptophyta; Magnoliopsida; Brassicales; Brassicaceae. Gene Ontology annotation, cellular component: nucleus.